AAACCCCAAAACAAAUCAAAAUCCAGCAUUUUGCUCCCAUUUCGACCUUAUAAAACGAACCCCUUCUUCCCUCUUCUAUCUCACCAAAAACCCUCAACUAUGGAUCAAAAGUCUCCUAUAACACCCUCACCAAAAACACCACCCCCGACUCUACCGAUGAAUUCUCCUUCUCCGGCCACUGGUUCGGCUAAAACCAGCACUCCUAAUCGUCUUUCGGUCCCAAAAGCAUUCAAAUAUCCGGAAAUGUAUAAAAGCCCAACUGAUCAAAUCAUGUCACCUGUUUCAAAAGGGCUUCUUGCUAGAAAAAAGUCUUUUAAAUCAUCUCCUUUGUUACCACCAUCAUCUGCUAGAAAUCAACAACACAAGGUUCCAGGUUCAAGGUUUCAAGAUCUGGGUGCUGUUAAAGUUUGAUGAAUUUUGAUGGGUUGAUAUCCUUUUUAGCUAAAAGGGUUUGUAAAAGUUGAAAUAUUGAUUUAUUUUGAAGGGUUUGAUUGUUUGUGUGUUGUUAGAAUCUUGUUUUGUAUGAUUGAA
This is a messenger RNA of Helianthus annuus (common sunflower), 531 nucleotides long. RefSeq lists its product as uncharacterized. The record is from RefSeq and is a predicted model, not a curated record. The transcript is spliced from 2 exons. The coding region runs from base 100 to 411 and encodes 103 amino acids. NCBI's taxonomy places the organism in Eukaryota, Viridiplantae, Streptophyta, Magnoliopsida, Asterales, Asteraceae.